UGGAGAGCCAAUUCUGGGGUGAAUCGAUUCUGUAGUCGAUCCCCUCCUCGAAGGGCGGCGGCAAGGGAAGCCCGGCGAGCGCUCCUCGGGGAAGGGGAGGAGGAGGAGGAGGAGGAGGAGGAGGAGGAGGAGGAGGAGGAGGAGGAGGAGGAGGAGGAGGAGGAAGGCAGCCGUCGGCGCCGAGCAGAAGCAGCUCGGCCGCGGGGCCGGGCCCCGCAAAGGCCCUGCCACCUGGGCGCCGCCGGGACGCCUCCGCCGCUGCUCGACGUGGCGGCGCGAGCGUCGGGGGGCCCCGUCGAGGCGUUGUUGGGCCCGGGCCGCGCGUCACCCCACUGCCUGCGCGCGGUGGGUAUGGAUAAAUCCCCGCCUCGCCUCUCAGAUGUCGGCCGCGCCCAGCUGCGCGGAGGCCUGCAUCUUUUCCGCGUGCGGCGGCUGGCCUCCGCCCAGCGGCAGCACCCCGGCCUUGGCCUUGCCGGCGCUGCCGCCGCUGCCCGGGCCGCGCGCGCUCCUCGCCGGCGCCGUGCUCGGCGCGGGCGGGCCUCCAGGCGCCGGCGCCUCUCCAUCAUCGAGGCGCUCGCGACGGGCCCGAGGGCUGGCACCGGGCGCGACCUCGCCGUGGUCUGGAACGUGGGCGCUGCGGGCCGGGCCUCGGCUACGGGCGUGUCCUUCUGCUUGUGGCAGCUGCUGCGCUGGCUGCCCCCCGCAGCCGGGCUGGUCCUCCGCUUCCCCGGGCCAGCCGUGAGCCGGCCGACGGCGCCCAGCGACUGACGGCUGCAGAGGCUGGCGCCGGUGCUGGCGCCCGGGCGGACGGUGCCGCAGCUGCCCUGCUCCGCCGCCGGGAGGCCCACGGAGCUCGAGCACCCCAUGGCGCCCGCAGGGAGGCGGGGGGCUUCGAGAGCUGGGGCCCGCCGUGCGCGCGGCUUGGGCGGCGGCCCCCUGGGCGGCGGAGCCUCCGGGCCU
This is a messenger RNA of Prorocentrum cordatum, 960 nucleotides long. The record is from the annotation of a GenBank genome assembly. NCBI's taxonomy places the organism in Eukaryota, Dinophyceae, Prorocentrales, Prorocentraceae.